Messenger RNA from Frieseomelitta varia, 2091 nucleotides. RefSeq names its product headcase protein-like (gene heca). Lineage: Eukaryota; Metazoa; Arthropoda; Insecta; Hymenoptera; Apidae. The transcript has 2 exons. The annotation marks the transcript as partial. The record is from RefSeq and is a predicted model, not a curated record.
GCGCUCAGUGACUGGUACACCCUACGUGCGAGCAAGUGUUUUUCGUCGUGGACUCUCCGUGUGGCACGAGAGAAAAAGAAAAGAGAAGGAAGCGGAGCCUCGGUGUUGCGUCGUGUGUAGAUUGGAUCCGUUCGUCGUCGUCGUCGUCGUCUUUGUUGUUGUCCUCGUCUCUCAUUCGUUUGACUCCGUGCACGAGCGAAUCGGAGAACGCGUCACGGAACUUCGAUCGAAAAUUGCGUUCCACGCUGCGCGCGCUCUGCGCCGGUGACCCUGACAUUCGAUGGACGAGAGCGGACCGACACAUUCGCUCGAUCGUGCCGGUUAGAGAAUCGUCCUUCGCACCGAAAUUUGUUGUUCAACACCGAGUGUCCGAGACCUUCGUCCGUUAACAUAUACAUAUAUAUAUACGCAAUUUCGUGUACGGACGAUCGUUGCCCCGAGAGAAAAACCAAUCGCCGAGAGACUUUGCCGAAACUACCGCGGCGUGGCGUCGCGGAACCACGCUGACCUUGACUUUGUUGCACGAAACAUAUCACGACGCCACUGUCGAGAGAUACACAGAUCCCUUCCGAAAACCAUCACGAUCGUUGUUCAAUCGUGUGUCGAGUGACCGUUACUUUUUUCCUUCGAAAAUUCUCCGUGUCGGAACGACGAUAACCAUCAUCGAAUGACACUUGGUCUCGGCACGUUCGUCCUGUCUCUCGAUUCGACCGAUUGAGCCCACCGCGAUUAUUCUCGUUGUAACGCCCGCCUUUUUGUGUCUCUUUCUCUCUCUGUCUCUCUCUCCCUCUCUCUCUCCAGUACCAGACACAUCCGCUGCGUGUCUCUGCGGAAUUUAUUGCGCGCCACUUGGCGAAACAUCAAAAGCCAGUCGUUGGAUGGGUGUGCGUGCGACGACGCAGCCGAGACGCGGGAAUUGCGUGAAGAUGAAAGAAUAGAAUAACCGGUGGGAUAAACAACGUGAGAGAAACGAGUUGUGUAACGCUUACUCGUGCUACAGCGCAUUGCUACUCUGAGAUUGGUCUCUUUGCAUACGACGGCUGUGUGUCACUUACCUACUUUCCCUUGGGGGAUCGUUGGUCACGACAGGAGGAGGAGGAGGAAGAUCAUCAUCAUCAUCACGAUACGAGGCGUCGGUUUGUGGUUCACAGUGAGUAACACGUUGGAAGAGACGGAUCGGAUCGCAAGGGUGUGUUUGACACCGAUCCGUGAGGAGGAAGUGAUGGCACCGCGGCGUCACGCGAACGGCCACGCUGGUGUACUAAUGGAGAACGGCGGUGGAGGAGCCGGUGGCGGUGGUAUGAACGACACGAUGGAGAACAACCUGCUAACACAGAAUCAGACGACCCGUUGUUGCACGCCUACCGGCGAGUGCCUCCGGGGUGAUGCUUUAAUUCGCUUAAACGCUCUACACGACGCGGUCAAGGUGACGUGCAACAACGAUAGCUGCCCGGUCGGCCAGUUCAUGCAUCGCGAGUGUUUCGACGCCUGGGAGCAAACGGUGCUCACAUACUUGAAGACGUGCGGACGCGCCCGUAGCUGGUCCGAGCGACAGCGCCAUCAGAACCUCUGGACGAAAAAGGGUUACGAUCUGGCGUUUAAGGCGUGCGGCUGUCGUUGCGGCCGCGGCCAUUUGAAGAAAGAUCUCGAUUGGAUCCCACCGGGAAGUGGUAACGCCACUGGUAACAGACAGGACGAGAACGAGGCGAAGAAGAAGAAACGUCGCAAUCGUCAGAACACCAGGCCCACGUUGGCCGUUUCGGCUGGCCCGCCGAGCCAUGGGAAUCACGUUUCGGCGAACGGUCGCGGUCCAACCGAGGUGCAGUUAAUCGAAUCCAGCCGUGGAAGAGCCGGUUCCCUCUCGUCCAGCACCGGUUCCAGCUCGCCACCGGCCACCAGCGAACCCAGCGUUAGCCCCCUUCAUCAGCCUCAGGUCAUUAUGAAGAAGAAGAGUAAGAUUGACUUCUUCAGCGAUCGGGCUCGGCAAAGUUGCGGUGCAAACGGGAUCUUCUCUCGUCGUUUGGACUUCAGCGCGUUCAACAGCCUGCCUCGCACCAAACUGAACUCCUAUCACAUUAAGGUAAGAGACCA